CCCUGAAUUUGAAUUUUGAAAUGAAUUUGCUCUGCACUCUCCCUUCUCACCGACGGCGAUGAGGCCUUCAUCGUCCGCCGAUCGUUGACUCUGCCGUUGCUCUCACUGCUCUCUCACCUUCCUGUCGUCGGCCACUCAAACCUUGGGUUCUCGAUCGCGCAUCUACCCGACUUUUCAUCAUCUCUCUCGAUAGAUCAACGCCUCAGGAUAUAAUUGCUUAGGAGGGAAGCAUGUAUGUGGGGUUGGCAGUCCACGGGAGUGACUGGGAGGCACCCAUUCUCCUAGUCUCUGAAUAGGUGAUCAAGUUCAAGUAGCUUCCAAAAAUUACAAAAAUACUUGGAAACUUUUGUUUUACAAGCAAACAUGGUUGAUGGUGAAAAUGGUUUGUCAGUUCAACGUAAACGUCCUCGAGAGAAAAUUUAGGAAAAUGAGCAAGAAGACAUGGAGUUUUUUUUUAUUGCUUAUGAAGUUCUUUCUUAUACUUCUUGUUAUUUGUCAUCGUCGUAAGCAUAGGUAUAGAGAACUUCAAUUAUGUGAUCAAGAUGAAAGGGAUUAUCGGAGGAAGAUGUGGAUGACAGAAAUCCAUCCUUUAGUUGAUCUUCUCGGUUGCUAGCUUUCAUUGUUUUAAAUACAUGAAUGGUAUGUUAAUGGAGGUCAUUGUUCCUUUUUUUUCUUAUCCAAUUUGUUUGUCUUGAGGUAAUUUAAAUAAUAUUUUGAAAGAUUAAAAUUGUUAACUUUGA
This is a messenger RNA of Rubroshorea leprosula, 740 nucleotides long. NCBI's taxonomy places the organism in Eukaryota, Viridiplantae, Streptophyta, Magnoliopsida, Malvales, Dipterocarpaceae. The record is from the annotation of a GenBank genome assembly.